Molecule: messenger RNA, 654 nt
Organism: Ostertagia ostertagi
Lineage: Eukaryota; Metazoa; Nematoda; Chromadorea; Rhabditida; Trichostrongylidae
Source: the annotation of a GenBank genome assembly
GAGGACGAAAAGGUCGUGCAGUCAUUUGAACCCUUCAUUCCAACGAAAGCGUCACGCCAUACCGAGAUCGGAUUGCCGAGCGUGAACCUCACUUGGGCUUUUAAUUGGUUCCAUCUUCAUAUUAAAGUUUUGGAGCGGAUUGGAGUGUCAGGAUUUUCGCAUAAAUGUCUAAGUGAGUUGAGAUGGCAUGGUUUCGCAAGCGAUUCUCUUAUUAUGAAUCGCUCAUCGAACGCUGUCCAACCGAUGAGGAGCCGACGAUCAAGCUCCGUGACCGAUGAUAGUGCUCUUACUACUACUGCUGUUACCUUUGGCGAGAACGGAAUCAUGUUCGUACCUAGGCGAAUGGGCGGCUUGGAGCCGAUGGACAGAUUGUCCGACAGACUCGAGUUCCAUGAUGAAUUUCCGAACAAGGAUACGGAGUUGUCUUCAACGACCACCAGGAUGCACCGUAACGACUGCGUACACCUCGGCACCUAUUCCGAGGUCACAUAUUGUGAGGCUGCCACGACCGGCAGACCAGCAGCGCAACCAAAUCGCGCUACUCCACCACCAGAUGCAUGUUCGUUGACUGAGUCUUUAUUCUACAAUCCAGAUAACGACAAGGAUGAUAUCCACUUCGGACCUAGAGUGGCCUUGAUGAGAGCCGCUGUCUGA